AUGCAGCUCCUGGUGAGGGUGCCCUCUCUUCCGGAGCGGGGCGAACUGGACUGCAAUAUCUGCUAUCGUCCCUUCAACCUCGGGGGCCGCGCGCCCCGCCGCCUGCCCGGGACGGCGCGAGCCCGCUGCGGCCACACGCUCUGCACCGCCUGCCUGCGCGAGCUGGCGGCACGCGGCGACGGCGCCGGGGCGGCCGCGCGCGUGGUGCGCCUGCGCCGUGUCGUCACGUGCCCCUUCUGCCGCGCGCCCUCUCCGCUCCCGCGCGGCGGCGUCAUGGAGCUCGCUCUCGACUCAGGCUUGUGGUCCCGGUUGGAGGAAAAAGCGCGGGCCCAGUGCGAACGAGACGAGGCUGGGAGCCCGGUCAAGGAAAACUGCGACGCUGACGGAGAGACCGACAACGAGGAGGACAGCGAGAAGGGGGCGGGGCCCAGGAGCGCGGGGUGGCGCACGCUGCGGCGGCUCUGGCACAGGGUCCUGGCUCCCGCGCGCCGCUGGCGGCGGCCGCUGCCUAGCAACGUGCUCUACUGUCCGGAGAUCAAAGACAUUGCCCACAUGACCCGUUGCACGCUGUAACUGAGGAGCCGGGAAGCUACGGCAGGAGGAGGGGGGUGGCUACAGCCUCAAGGCGUGCUUUAAUACAGGUGGCUGAUAUCAAGACUAGCCCCUCUGAGAUCCCGGGAUUGGCACGUGAUGAGAGUUGAGCUGAGGACAGAAGGGAACACCCUGGGAGGCGUUCACGCUGAGCUGGGAAGGCUCCUGGAGGAACUCGCCCCCAGCUACUGACUGUGCCAGCCUCUCAUGUUCAAGAUGGGCUGGCCCAGGGAUGAUAUAAACAAAGCCUACGUUACCCUGGGAAGAAUGCAGACUGCUUUCUUAUCUGUGACUUUGGCUUAUGUAGGGUGACUCUGUUGCGUGGGAACAACAGGUCCCAGUUUAGCAAUUCUUUGUCAGUGGUUUGAAAUUUUUUAAAGGAUGGAACGAGAGAAGAGGGUAAUUUUAGUAUCACGUUAAUCUCACUUCUCUGGCAUGUAAAGGUGCUGGUAUGCUUGUCUCUGCAUUCCUAGCAGUGUUGCAAAAAUUGAGAUGUUUCCCUGCCUAUAAGAUUGGGAACUUUGCUUCAUUUCAGAAUUUCUCUUCAACUUGCGAGGGCAGCAGGUAUCAGAAGGUCCAAAGGACAUUUAUGUGAGGCACCUAAUUAGGGCCUAUCAAGGAUGGAAGGGAGAGCCAUUUAAUAAAGGCAUCAAAUCUUAAA
This is a messenger RNA of Cynocephalus volans (Philippine flying lemur), 1252 nucleotides long. It is a transcript of the gene RNF227, whose product is annotated as ring finger protein 227. Bases 1 to 573 code for a protein of 190 amino acids. Lineage: Eukaryota; Metazoa; Chordata; Mammalia; Dermoptera; Cynocephalidae. Gene Ontology annotation, biological process: protein ubiquitination. Gene Ontology annotation, molecular function: ubiquitin protein ligase activity. The transcript is spliced from 2 exons. The record is from RefSeq and is a predicted model, not a curated record.